Messenger RNA from Lasiodiplodia theobromae, 1584 nucleotides. RefSeq names its product PIG-X/PBN1 domain-containing protein. The transcript is spliced from 5 exons. Gene Ontology annotation, cellular component: glycosylphosphatidylinositol-mannosyltransferase I complex; endoplasmic reticulum membrane. Gene Ontology annotation, molecular function: mannosyltransferase activity. The coding region runs from base 1 to 1584 and encodes 527 amino acids. The record is from RefSeq and is a predicted model, not a curated record. Lineage: Eukaryota; Fungi; Ascomycota; Dothideomycetes; Botryosphaeriales; Botryosphaeriaceae. Gene Ontology annotation, biological process: GPI anchor biosynthetic process; protein processing.
AUGAAGGAGAGAAUAACGUAUUUGCUGCAUGUCGGCGAGGAGGGCUUCGAUCCAUCCAGGCUCACCGUCACCAAGGAAACCCUGGCCCUUCCUCCCAUCAAAGCCGCAAAGGAACACCGCCUUACCCUCGGCCUCUCCGAGCUUCCGCACGAGUUCCUACCUAUCCUCAAACAAUCUCACGAGCUUCACAUCCGUUGGGCUACCACCCAACCCUACCACUCUACUCCACCCUACGUUUCCCGUCUUUCUCCCGGCCUCCAUGUCUAUUUCACGCCCCGCAAAGGCAAGAAAGCCGAUGACCUCUGCUCAGCCUUGAAGACGGCCUUCGGCAAUGAGCUGAAGUGCAAUACUCCAUCGGAUACCUUCAUUAGCACCCCAGUCAUUUCAGAGCGCUUCGCCACCUCUUCGUUUGCUCAAUAUCACAGUCUUCUCCCGUCGUUGCAGCAUCUUGUUACCUACAUCUCGGACAAGUUCUGUACCAGCGACGACUGCAGGGCGAAGGCUUCAUCUCUUUUGUCUGCAAGCUACAUAGAUUUUGACUUUGAUGCCAUCUCCAACGCCCUUGUUAUCAACGCAUUCUGGGCCGAAGGACCUGCUGAGGGUGGUCUUUGGAACGAGGAAGUCUCGCGCGGCCAGGCCGACACCAUGGAAGUUGGCGUCUUGAACAACGAAGUUCCGCUCGAACCCGAGGAGCUGUCUCUUUCCGGUUUCCUCACCGUUGUCGGUGACGACACGAAAGCUAAACCUACGCUCUUCUCCUUUCCCUCUCGCCAUCACCCUCUUCCAUCAACCGCACACCCCGUCCACCCCACUUACUAUACCACAUUCAACGAACCGACCGGCCUGCACCCGACUCUCAAACUUUCAUUUCCUCGCCCAAAGAAAACCCUUAUCCCUCCCGGGCCUUCAUGUGUCUUACACGCCUACCUAACGCUCCCGUCAGCCUUCUUCCUCGACAAGUACCAGUUCUCCGAUCCCCUCUUCCUUUCUUCCCACAACCUGCGCAACGUUUUCGCUCACGCAGGCGCCACCGACCUGGAGGCCCCAGACUGGGUUGUCCCCCAAUGGGGCAGCGUUGCUCUCUUCGAGCUCGCGCACCCCGACCUCCCGGAAACUGCGGAUUCCGCUUCGCCCGCUGCCGACCCCGAGGACGACCCGAACCUCGAAGUCACCAUCCCCUUGCAUAUGCGCUAUCUUCCGCCUUCGGCCAACAACUCCGGCCUCGUCGAUGCCUCGUUGCCCUGGCCUGCCGUCUUCUGGGCGUGUUCGGCCGAAGAAGGGACCAAGAUGAGCGUGAAUCCUUUCGACCGCACCAAUCUCGGCUACGAUGGACUGUUCGGCAACAGGGCCAUGUUCUACCACGUGCCGCCGGCGAAGGACGGUGGAGUGGGCGAAGGCGGGCUGGUAGAGACGCUGAAGGUGCCUGUGUUGGACCUGGAUCGGGCGUGGUAUGUCGAAUAUGGGACUGUGAUUGCGGUGGUGCUGGCGACCGUGUGGUUGUCGAUUAAAUUGGGUGGCGUGGCCAAGAGGGCGGGUUUUGGACGAGGGCAGCCCGUGACUGCUGAAGGAAAGAAGAGCCAAUAA